Messenger RNA from Mycotypha africana, 438 nucleotides. RefSeq lists its product as uncharacterized. The transcript is spliced from 3 exons. Lineage: Eukaryota; Fungi; Mucoromycota; Mucoromycetes; Mucorales; Mycotyphaceae. The coding region runs from base 1 to 438 and encodes 145 amino acids. The record is from RefSeq and is a predicted model, not a curated record.
AUGUCUACAGCCAGUCAUUCGCUCGUUGCGGCACGACCUAUAGAAGAAAGAGGCAUCGCUGGCAAAAUCGUCAAAACAGUUAAAAAACUCUUGUUCAGAGGUAUUGGUACUUUUUUUGAUCCUGUCAAGGAAGGUGGUUCACAAGGUGCCUGCGGUCCUUAUGCAGAUGUCCAUUCACAAAUUGUAGCCAUGAAUGCUGAGCAGUACGGUGAUAUGAGCAAAAAGAGUCGUUGGUGUGGAAAAAAACUAAAAAUUUGCAGCAGAAAGAAGUGUACUAUUGCUACGGUGACAGAUGCUUGCCCUGGAUGCAAGAGAGGUUGUUUGGAUCUUACACCUGCUGUCUGGGGCCAACUUGAAAGCGACUAUAACAAGGGUGUUAUUCCUAUUGAAUGGCACGAAUAUAACGGUGACGACGAUGAAGAUGACGAAAGAACCUAA